AUGGAGACUGAUGGGGACUUCUUCCUCCUGACCUUCUGCAUCGGGCGGGGUGCAGGGAAGGUUUGGGCAGGACCUACGAAGCAACCCAAGCCAUCCAGCCACCAAGCCAACCUCACCCAGCAAGCCUCCGAAGCCAGCACAGUUCCACUGAUAGCCAGCCCAAGAGCAACACCUCGGUCAAAAAAGAGGCCUCUGGUCAAAGCCCCGGCCAAGACCAAGCCUAAGGAGAAACCCGCCCCGGCCCCUACCCCCGCUGCACCACUCCCGGUGAAGAGGAAAAGGCCGCCCAAGGUGAAGAAGACCCCUCCAGUAUCCAUCAUGGAGAUCGAGGAAAGUCUUCCCACUACCCCUCCACCCCCAACAGCAGCGACGGAGCUCGUUCCCCUCGACUCCAGGGGGGAGGAGCCCUUCCGCUCACCCGAGGGGACAGGACAUGGGAGGAAAAAGAGGAAGAGGAGAAGCAUAUUCUCCCCUGACACUACACCCAUCCCAGCUACUCCUACCACCCAGUCCAUAGAGUGCCAGACCGCCGACCCUCCAGGCCCUGCACUCAAUGACAGCCACACCCAGAUCGCCCCACCACCAGUCCCGACUCUCUGCGACAGCCACACCCAGACCAUCCCGGUCCGAGUGCCAAAGGAGAAGCCAGAGGACGCCCGGGUCUCACUCACCCGGGUAGCGUCCGGAAUCAAGGACAAAUUCAAACAUCUACCGCCACCUGCCUGUGGAAAACCAACUAACAGGAUCUACCCAAGCAGUCGCCCCCAACCAGCCAUGGUUAUGGUCCAGACCAUAGAGGGCGAACGCUUUGAGCAUGACAUCCAUAGCUUCAAGGACCUCAAGGAGUUCCUGGAACAGAGCGAAGUUGUCUACUCAGACAACUUCGUCGCCGCCAUGGCAGCCCGCCUCGUCGACGGAUUCUUACCAGUUAUCUCCCGGGAGGAAUGCCACCUCGCAAACCUCUUCCUCACUGGCGUUCUCCAUUUGUACUCCAAGCUAGCAACACCUCCUCAGCCCACGAAGCAACCCAAGCCAUCCAGCCACCAAGCCAACCUCACCCAGCAAGCCUCCCAAGUCAGCACAGUCUCCACUGCUAGCCGGCCCCGGGUCGGGGACUACUCCCUUCGGACUUCGUACAAGUCCAACUCCUCCACCCUCUCCAUCUCCUUCGACUUAGGUCAAAGGAAAAGGCCUCUGGUCAAAGCUCCGGCCAAGACCAAGCCUAAGGAGAAGAAGACCCCGGCCCCUGCCCCUGCUGCACCACGCCCGGUACAGAAGGCCAAGCCGCCCACAGUGAAGAAGGCUCCACCAGUCGCCCCCAUGGAGAUCCAGGAGAGCCUUCCCACCACCCCUCCACCCCCUUCAGCUGCACUGGAACUCGCUCCCCUCGAAUCCAGAGGGGAGGAGCCCUUUCGCACGCCGGAAGGGACAGGACAUGGUAGAAAGAAGAGAAAGAGGAAAAGUAUCUUCUCCCCCGACUCUCCCCCUCUUCCAUCACCACCAAGCAGAAACACGGAGACCCAGACCGCCACACCACCAGGCCCGUCUCUCAACUCUAGCCAAGUCCAGACUGACCCAGUCCCGGACCCAGUUCAAAUGGAAAAACCGGAGGACCAGCGGUUACUUCUCUCCCGGGAAGCGACCAGUCUACUGGAAGCCCACAAGAGCCUACCACCACCGGCCUGCGGAACUCGCACAAACUGGAUUAAGCCAAGCAGUCGCCCCUUACCAUCCCUGGUCAUGGUUCAGACCAUAGAGGGCGAACGGUUUGAGCAUGACAUCCACAACUUCACCGACCUGAAGGAGUUUCUGGAGCAGAGCGAACUCGCCUGCCCAGACCACUUCAUCGCCGCCAUGGCAGCUCGCCUCAUCAAGGGAUCCUUCCAAGACAUCUCCAAUGAAGAAAGCAAGCUCGCCAACCUCCUCCUCGCUGGCGUUUCCCAGUAA
Molecule: messenger RNA, 1947 nt
Organism: Haliotis rufescens (red abalone)
Lineage: Eukaryota; Metazoa; Mollusca; Gastropoda; Lepetellida; Haliotidae
Product: proteoglycan 4-like
Exons: 5
Coding region: 1-1947 (648 amino acids)
Source: RefSeq, a predicted model, not a curated record